UCUGUGAGGGAAAGUGGGGCAGGCAUGAAAAAAGUUUGGGAGAGCCUUGGGACCACUAUGCAAAUCUGAUUCCUGUGAGGAAGAAAGAGAAAGAAGAUUUAGCUUCAAUUCAAACAGAGCAUGGCAAGGCUGACAGGGAGUCCUCCCACCAGUCACCCAAGAGAGUAAAACAGAGUCUCACAGAACUGGGCUUGCUUUCAUAUCCCUGCUGGGUGCUUCAGGAAAGUGAGGACUCUAUGCAAAGUAGAUUAUCAAAUUGGAAUGCACUGAUCUGGGCCUCUGUCAAUCAAGUCAAUUGAUUAUUAAUUAAUCAAUUAUUAGCUGGGAGUAUUGGAAUUACCUAGGGAAAUUUUUCAACAUACAUAAGCCUAUACUUUCUCGGCCCUAUUCAUUAAUGGGCUCCACCAGGAACUCAAUAAUCCUCUUGAGAAACAAAAGCUGCCAUGGAGACCUGACAGUCUUGUUCAUGCCUACCACAACUGACACACUGAGAAAAAGAUGCAACCAUGAAGGGGUAGAAAGUUCUCAUGACACAGAAAAUAGCAGUCAGCCUUUCUCACAUCAUAAAGCCUUCAAAAAUAUCUGAGUGCAGUAUGGUCACCAUAUCAAACAAUUCUCUAAAAAAUUGAUCAGUGAGUUAAAUAUAAGACCCAAACCAUAAAAACAUCUUAAAAUAGACACAGAGGUACAUAUUGAUGAUCUCAAAUGUGCCAUGGAUUCUUACAUAUGAUAGAAAAGCAUGACAAACAAGAAAAAAAGGUAAAUUGCGCUUUAUCAAGAUGUGAGCCUUUUGUGCAUCCAAGGAAAUUAUCAAGAAAAUAAUUAAUAGACAUAGAAUGAGAGAAAAUAUUUGCAAACCACAUAUAGGCAGUUUUCAUGUCCAGAUAAUAUAAAGAAGUAGCUACAACUCAAUAACAAAAGUACAAACCAUCCAAUUUACAAAUGUGCAAAAGACUCAAAUAGACAUUUCCUCAAAGAUGAUAUACAAAUAGUCAAGAAGGACAUGAAAAGAUACUCAACAUCAAUAGUCAGCAGGAAAAUACAAAGUCAAAGCUGCAAUGAGACACCACAUCACACCUACAAAACUGGCUACCAUUCUUUUAAAAUGUUAAAUAACAAGUAGCAGCAUUAUGUAGAGUUUGGAAUCCUCAUACAUUGCUGGUGAGAAUAUAAAAAGGUACAGCUGCUAGGAGAAACAGUUUUGCUGUUCCUCAAAAAGCUAAUCAUAGAAUUCUCAUUUGAAACAACAUCCAUUCCUAGGUAUAUACCCAAAGAAUUAAAUCCAGGGACUCAGAAAGGUACUUGCAUGGGAAUGUUGAUUGCAGCAUUAUUCACAAAAGAUAAAAUAUGAAAACAAUCCAUGUGCUAAUCAACACAUGAAUAAAUAAAUAUGGUGACACAUACAACAGAAUAUUAAUCUGUCAUAAAGAGGAAUGAAGCUCUGACACCCUCUGGAACAUGCAUGGACUUUGGAAACAUUAUGCUAAGUGAAAAAUAUCAGAAACAAAAUAACAUAAUUGUAUAAUUUCAUUUAUAUGAAACAUCAAGAAUAGGCAAAUUCAAAGAGACAGAGUAGAGAUGAUCAAGGUCUAGGGUGGAACAUACAGGGAGUUAUUGUUUAAAAGAUACAAAGUUUUAGUUCAAAAUGAUAAAAAUUUUCCAGGAAAAAUAGUGGUGAUGGUAAUAUAACACUGUAUAUGUGGUGAAUUUCACUUGAUUGUGCAUUUUAAAGUGGUUAAAAUAGCACAUUAUUCACAGAACUGUGAAAAAUAGAUUUCUAUUAUUUAAUUCACAUGCUAAGGUAUUUGUUAUCGCAGCUGAAAUCCAUGAAUACAUCACUUGACGCAGUGUUUCAAUGAAAGGCAUCAGUUUUCAAUCAAGUUAGCUGGAAGCUCCAUUCCCCAGGAGAACCAGAGGCCCCAAAACAAGAGCUCCAGCAGGGGGUCAACUAGCACAGGUCCCAUAGGGAAGCCUCAAUGUCAGGCCCUGGAUGGCAUGUGAGGCUACAAUGAUACAACCACAAUGUGAAAAUGUAAGUAUUUUUACUACUUACAGACAAUACGGAGCACUCAGCACACCUGGAGACCACAGACACAGAGGUCAGUGAGCCCAGGCAGGGAAGAGAGAAGAGAUCAGUAAGCCAAUGGCUUUAUUAAGUCCAGGGUGUUAUCUGACAGGUUUCCAGCAGGGAGCUUUAAUAGAUGUGUUGAAAGCAAAGAGCAAACCCUGGGACCAGGAGCUCACGCUGUGACUGAGAAGUGGUCACUUUAAAUGUGAGGGCGAUUGUCAGAAAUAUCAGUUUAAAGAAGCAGCUGCAGAGAGGGGAGUCCAGGACACCAAGCAGGAGAGAUGCUUCUAAGGUUUUAUCUCUGGCCAACAACUGGAGCCACUUGAACGAGAUACAGUAUUGAAAACUGCCAUGGUGACCAAGCCCUGCCUCUGAUUUGAGGAAAAUAAAUGUAACACCUUAAAAAAUGAAUGCCAAGGCAACAUGACACUAUCAGCAUCAUGACAUCCAGGGACACCAGCAGGGUGUGGUACUGUGCCCAGGAGUCAGAAUACUGGGUUCUGGUCCCUGGGAGUGAGAAAACGAAAAUGACUUCUCCCUGCCCCCCUGACAUUGAUCUUCCCACCCUGCUGCUCCCUCUUCUUCUCCCAAGCCCACGUGCAGUGCUCAGCCCCAGACAUCACUGCCCCCAGGGUAUACACAGUGCUGCCUAGAGCACACAAACACAAACUCAUAGAAGGUGACAAAAAUCUGCAUUUGGGACACCUGAUUGUGAAAGAGGGAGAACAGUGAACAUAGAACCACAGAGACUGGGACUCACGGGGCUGGAAGGUGAUGGAGCUGUAACAUAACAUAUGUGUGACCUCGUGUGAAGUGUGCAGAUCCAUGUGGAAUAAAACAUGCAGCCUGGCCUGGGAUUGUUGCCGUUCACACUUCCCUCAGUGUCCACCAAAGGGGGACAGAGUCCCUCCCAGCCUGGAGCCUUCCCAGGGGAUGCCAACCUCAAUCAGCGGAACCCACAGCAAGCAGGGUCCACCCUCACCAGGGUCACUUCAGUCCAAGUCUUCAGCGCGCUCUCCAUGCUCCUCACAUGGACUCUGUCAGCUCCUCCCUGACCUGGCGGCCGCCAACCUAACACCACUCCCUCUGCAGGUAGCUCCUGCCCCACACACCUGCUCCUUCCCUGGGCCCAGCUAAAGGCAUCUCCCAGGGCAGCGCUGGUGCACGCGACGCCACACUGGGCGCUUUCCCCUCGUGACCUCCCUCCAUACUCAUCAACUCUCUCUCUCACUGCUCCCUAAAUGCCCGCCCCUGCUCCAUCUGUCCUGUUCUCUGGGGCAUCCCAGGACAAGCCUAGCGCUGACACAGAACAGCGACUGCCUGAGGGCCCACAGCCUCCCCAGGAAUCAGCCAGGCACCCUGUGACCUGCCUGCCCGCUGCACCCCCAGGGGGGUCCCUGAGCAUGUGUGAUGGUCACACACAGGCACCAUCCGGGAUAUGGCCACCUACCCCCAGCUGUCCCUUGGGAAGACAGACCUCUCCUGUGUGCUUGCGGGGAGAAGGGGUGUGUUAUUGCUCUUCGCUCCCAGAACACAACUCACCCCCACCCGCCCUCUCAGGUGUGAACAACGUCCCUCCAGACAGGAUCUCUGGCCACUGCCUGUUCCUCCUCUACAGAGAGCAGCUUGGCCAGGUCAAAACCCUCAGGACAGACCCCUGGGUAUGUCAGCACAUGGAGGGCUGAGCCCCUCAUGGCCACAGAGUAAGUCGGGAUGAAUCUCUCCAGCUCUGAACCCUGCCCUGUCCCAGGCUCCCCCUCCUGCAUCUCAAUGAGCCAUGUCCCGCGGGGUUCCUGGGUAACUCCCCACUUCCUCCUGCACCACCACGGGGAAGGUGUGGUGACCACAGGGCAGUCAGCUGGGGAGAGAAGAGAGGACAUCAAAGAUGGUCAGGAAGAACAUGAGAAACCCUGAGCUCCAGCUCAGCCGCCAGACCCCAGGGAGCCAUAGAGUGACUGAGAACUUUCCCUUUGACUAUGGGACUCACAGCCCCCACUGAGCGACCAGCACAGGCCUCUCCUCCCAAGAGACAUGAGAGAUUCACCCUGCACACCUCCAGGAAGGACAGUUUCCUCUGGGACACCCAGUUCCUGAAUGUCCAUCCUUGGAAGCUGCAGCCAAGCUAGACACUAUUAGAGAAAGGAAGGUUCCCUCUCACCAGGCAACACACAGCUCACCCACAGCACAAUGGGGCAUCACUGUGACAGGUACCUGGUGCAGCUCCAGUCUCCUGCACUGAAGGGCAGAGCCAGAUUGGGAUGAAAGAGGCCAAAGGGCAAGAAUUGCACCCUGACCCAGAGCCAUGGGGACCGCAGGAGGCUGAGGCCCAGGACUGUGCUUGCCCAACCUGCAGGGUAUGUGUGUGACUGUGUAGGUCUGUGUGUGUCUCUUCUGUGUGUGUGUGUGUGUGUCUGCACAAAGUGUGUGUUGAGGUUUGGUGAAAGAAUCACGGCUGAAAAAGGCAGAGGCCUCCACAAUUCCCAGGGACCUGAAACACAGACAGAAGGAAAAACAGAAGGAGGGACAAGGAGGCAGGACUGAGAGAGGAGGGGACAGAGAGGUGUCCUGGGCCUGACCCCACCCAUGAGCUUGAGAAAUGCUCCUGCCCCGGCAAGAGGCUCAGAGCAGAAGGAGGAAGGACAGCACAGCUGACAGCCGUGCUCAAGAAGCUUCUGGAUCCUAGGCUCAUCUCCAAAGAGGAGAACACGAAGGCAGCAGAGACCAUGGGGCCCCUCUCAGCCCCUCCCUGCACACAGUGCAUCACCUGGAAGGGGCUCCUGCUCACAGCAUCACUUUUAAACUUCUGGAACCCGCCCACCACUGCCCAAGUCACGAUUGAAGCCCAGCUACCCAAAGUUUCUGAGGCGAAGGAUGUUCUUCUACUUGUCCACAAUUUGCCCCAGAAUCUUGCUGGCUACGUUUGGUACAAAGGGCAAAUGACAUACCUCUACCAUUACAUUACAUCAUAUGUAGUAGACGGUCAAAGAAUUAUAUAUGGGCCUGCAUACAGUGGACGAGAAACAGUAUAUUCCAAUGCAUCCCUGCUGAUCCAGAAUGUCACCUGGGAGGACGCAGGAUCCUACACCUUACACAUCAUAAAGCGAGGUGAUGGGACUGCAGGAGUAACUGGACAUUUCACCUUCACCUUAUACCUGGAGACUCCCAAGCCCUCCAUCUCCAGCAGCAACUUAAACCCCAGGGAAGCCAUGGAGGCUGUGAGUUUAACCUGUGAUCCUGCGACUCCAGUCGCAAGCUACCUGUGGUGGAUGAAUGGUCAGAACCUCCCUAUGACUCACAGGUUGCAGCUGUCUGAAACCAACAGGACCCUCUUUCUACUUGGUGUCACAAAGGAUAUUGCAGGACCCUAUGAAUGUGAAAUACGGAACCCAGUGAGUGCCAGCCGCAGUGACCCAGUCACCCUGAAUCUCCUCCCGAAGCUGCCCAAGCCCUACAUCACCAUCAACAACUUAAAUCCCAGGGAGAAUAAGGAUGUCUUAACCUUCACCUGCGAACCUAAGAGUGAGAACUACACCUACAUGUGGUGGCUAAAUGGUCAGAGCCUCCCGGUCAGUCCCAGGGUAAAGCGACCUAUUGAAAACAGGAUCCUCAUUCUACCCAGUGUCACGAGAAAUGAAACAGGACCCUAUCAAUGUGAAAUACGGGACAGAUAUGGUGGCAUCCGCAGUGACCCAGUCACCCUGAAUGUCUUCUAUGGUCCAGACCUCCCCAGAAUUUACCCUUCAUUCACCUAUUACCGUUCAGGAGAAAACCUCUACUUGUCCUGCUUCGCAGACUCUAACCCACCGGCAGAGUAUUCUUGGACAAUUAAUGGGAAGUUUCAGCUAUCAGGACGAAAGUUCUCUAUCCCCCAAAUUACUACAAAGCAUAGCGGGCUCUAUGCUUGCUCUGUUCGUAACUCAGCCACUGGCAAGGAAAGCUCCAAAUCCAUGACAAUCAAAGUCUCUGGUAAGUGGAUCCCAGCACUCUGGCAAUAGGGUUUUAGGUGGAGUCUAUCUGGCUUUCAGAGAAGAGUCAGGAAACAUUUUUAUUCCAGCCUGUGUCCCAUGGGCACAAGCAAAUCCCAAAUUCUCCUUCCGAACCCUCCAAAUUUGUCUAAGAACUUCCAAAACUUUAACAAACAUGCUGAUAUAUUCAUAAAAUUCCCAGCCUAGACCAAGCAGGAGAAACAUUGAUUUCACUGAAAUAAUUGAUAAUAAUGAGUAUAAUAUUUUAUAUUUUUAUUUGAAAAUUUGCUGAUCCUUUAAAUGCUUUGUUUUCUAGAUUUAUGGAAUUUUUCUCUUUUAUUCUAUCUAUAGCUUAUAGCAGUUCAAUAAACUAUAAUUCUGGGAAAGAUAAUUGAAACAUUGACUUUUGCUCUCUACCUGACUGCCCGAGAAUUGGGCAACUAUUCAUGAGUAUUGAUAUGUUUUUGGUAAUACACAUAUUUGCACAAGUACAGUAACAAUCUGCUCUCUUUGUAACAGGGCACAUUUGAAAUCAUUGGUUAUAUUACCAAGGCUUUGACUGGGAUGUUAUAUUUAAGAAUAUAGAUAGAAUGAACCAAUAUGAACUGCAGGCAAAGUCUGAAGUCAGCCUUGGUUUGGCUUCCUAUUCUGAAGAGUUUUGUAAAAGCUUAAUCUGAGAUACCUUUUAAAAACUUAGAGCAAAGAAAAUUUUAAAAGACAGCCUACAUGGUCCAUUGCUACUCUUGCUGCACUUAUGUAAAGAAUCAGACCACGUUUAAAGAAACUCAACCUAUUUUGCAAACGAACUGAUUCUACUGAAAUUAUCAUUGGUAAAACUAGAGAUGCCCAUAGAGAGAAAAAUUAUGUGGAAAAUAAAAACUGUACUAUACCGGUUAUGAGAUGGCAGCUCUGUUCAUUGUUUCUGUGUUUUUAUUAUCGACCUGUAGACUUGAUAUUACCCUGAAUUCUACUAGUUCCUCCAAUUCCAUUUUCUCCCAUGGAAUCACUAAGAGCAAGACCCACUCUGUUCCAGAAGGCCUAUAAGCUGGAGGUGGACAACUCAAUGUAAAUUUCAUGGGAAAAUCCUUGUACCUGAAGCGUGAGCCACUCAGAACUCACCAAAAUGUUGGACACCAUAACAACAGAUGCUCAAACUGUAAACCAGGACAACAAGUUGAUGACUUCACACUGUGGACAGUUUUUCCCAAGAUGUCAGAACAAGAAUCCCCAUCAUGAUGAGGCUCUCACCUCUCUUAACUGUACUUGCUCAUGCCUGCCUCUUUCACUUGGCAGGAUAAUGCAGUCAUUAGAAUUUCACAUGUAGUAGCUUCUGAGGGUAAAAACAGAGUGUCAGAUAUGUCAUCUAAUCCUCAAACUUUUAUGUAACAUCUCAAAGGAAAUGUGGCUCCCUCCACCUUGCAUACAGGGCUCCCAAUAGAAAUGAACACAGAGAUAUUGCCUGUGUGUUUGCAGAGAAGAUGGUUUCUAUAAAGAGUAGAAAAUCUGAAAUUAUAAUAGAGUCCCCUUUAAAUGUACAUUGUGUGGAUGGCUCUCACAAUUUUCUAAGAGAUACAUUGUAAAACAUGACAGCAAUACUGAUUCUAGCAAAAUAAAACAUGUACCAUAUUUGCUAA
Messenger RNA from Pongo pygmaeus (Bornean orangutan), 7667 nucleotides. RefSeq names its product pregnancy-specific beta-1-glycoprotein 4. Lineage: Eukaryota; Metazoa; Chordata; Mammalia; Primates; Hominidae. The record is from RefSeq and is a predicted model, not a curated record. The coding region runs from base 4792 to 6063 and encodes 423 amino acids. The transcript is spliced from 5 exons.